ACAACAGAGGUUCCAACAGCAACCACAGAGUCUGCAACGACAAUAAGUGUGGCCACAACCACGACAACAGAAGUCCCAACCACAACAGAGACAGAGGCCCAAACCACAACAACUGAGGCUCCAACAACAACCACAGUGUCUGCAACGACAACGAGCCCCAACGACAACACCACAGAGUCUGCAACGACAAUGAGUGAGGCCCCAACCACGACAACAGAAGUCCAAACCACAACAGAAGUCCCAAACAGAACAACAGAAGCCCCAACCAUGACAACAGUCACCGCAACCACAACAACAGAGGCACAAACCACAACACCUGAGGUCCCAACAACAACCACAGAGCCCCCAGCGACAAGUGAGACUCCAACCAUGACAACAGAAGUCCCAACAACGACAACAGGGGUCCCAACCACAUCCACAGAAGCCUCAACUACAACAAGUCAUGCCCCAAUCACGACAACAGAGGUGCCAACAACAACAACAGAGGUGCCAACCACAACGACAGAGGACCCAACCACGACAACAGAGGCCCCAAGCACAAUAACAGAAGCUUCAAGUGCUACAACAGCUGCCCCAACCACAACAACUGAGGCUCCAACAGGAACCACAGAGUCUGUAACGACAACGACUGAGGCCCCAACCAUGACAACAGAGGCCCCAACCACAACAACAGAGGCUUCAAGUACUACAACAGCUGCCCAAACCACAACAACUGAGGUUCCAACAGCAACCACAGACCACGACAACAGGGGUCCCAACAACGACAACCGAUGCCGCAACCACAACAACAGAGGUCCCAACCACAACAUCAGAGGCCUUAACCACUACAACAGAGGCCCCAACCACAACAACUGA
Messenger RNA from Archocentrus centrarchus (flier cichlid), 855 nucleotides. Its product is annotated as mucin-5AC-like. The annotation marks the transcript as partial. The record is from RefSeq and is a predicted model, not a curated record. The transcript has 6 exons. Lineage: Eukaryota; Metazoa; Chordata; Actinopteri; Cichliformes; Cichlidae.